UCUAUGUCAUGAUAGUUACUUUUCUAUUUAAAUAUGGCAACCGCAAGGACUUGUGGGACGGAAUGAUCUCCUUUACUUUGCUAAAAGAUCGUCCCGUGCUUUCUAUUCUAUUUCUAUAAAUAUUCCAAAGCAAAUUUGAGAUGUCGAAUGCAGCCCUCAUCUGUUAUUGUGAAGGCUAGAGGAGCGUACCGGAAGGAGGGUUUGUGCUUCCGGGUCUCCGCGGUCUGUCUUCUUGUAGCUCAGUUAGCAUGUGCGGCUGUGUUAUCAUGUCCAAUUGCGGCUCGCGGACAUCUCAUUGGACAUUUGGACAGAACAAUACCCGGAUGUAAGAAGGAUAUCGAUGUGCUUUUAAAGGCCGACAUGGAGCUGCGGAGAGAAGCAGACGUCCAGCAGAUGUUGGUGGUUAAAGAAGAAAACCAGGAGUGGAGCUCCAGCUUUGACCAGGAGGACCCGCAGCCCCCCCACAUUAAAGAGGAACAGGAGGACCCGCAGCCCCCCAACAUUAAAGAGGAACAGGAGGACCCAGAGCUCCCCAACAUUAAAGAGGAACAGGAGGACCCAGAGCCCCCCCACAUUAAAGAGGAACAGGAGGAACUUCAAGGGCUGGAGGAGGCGGACAUCACCACGUUCAUUUUCGCUCAAGUGAAGAGUGACGACGAUGAAGAGGAUGCUCGGUUCUCACAGCUUCAUCAGAAACAAACUGAUGGAGAGAUGGAGACAGAAGGUGAUGGAGAGAACUGUGGAGGACCAGAACCUGACAGGAACUCUGGUCCAGAUAGUCCUCCAGAAUCAAAUAAUACCUAUGAGAAGACUGAACCGUACUCUGAACCUGAGGACAGUUUUGACGUUGAGUUUUGGAAAGAGACCAGGAAACACCAGUCAGGGUUUACGUACCAGAGAAAUAGAAAAGUUUCUGUGGAUGAUGGAUUUAAAAGCAGCAUAAAAACAUUUAGCUGCUCUGAUGACAGGACUGAAGCUGAACUCACGACUGAUGAUGGAGGUGAUGGUGAUCAACCUCCAUCAGGUCCAAAGCCUCUUAAAAGUGAGCAGGUCUUUGUGAGAGAUCCAGGCUGUAACACCGACAUGAAGCCUUCCAUCUUCUCUGAGUGUCACCAAAGAUCCGAGUAUGGUCUCACUCUGCCGACCCACGGGGACCCCCCUGCAUUAGAGAAACCAUUUGGCUGCUCCCUUUGUGGUCAAAUAAUUGACAAGCAGGAAAGCAUACAUUCUCACAUGGUGUGUCAUAUGGGGGAGAAACCUUUCCGCUGCUCAGUAUGUAACACAGACUGUGGUGACAGCGAGGCUUUAGUUCAGCACAUGAGGAUCCACACGAUGCAGAUGCGGUUUAAUUGCACAAUUUGUGGUGAAGAGUUUGCAUGGAGGAGACAUCUGACCAAACAUGUGGAAGUCCACAAAAUCUACAGAUGCAGUGUUUGUGAGCAGAGAUUCACUUGGUGUAAACAGCUCAAAGAUCAUCGAUGUGUCGGCCGUCGUUUCUCAAAGCUUCAUCACCCUCAAACCAUGGAGAUCAAAGAGGCAGACCUCCCAACCGGCAGAUCAACUGACGAUAUGAAAGCAGAAGCUGAUGGAGAGGAAUGUGAAGGAAGAGAACCUGCCCAAAACUCAGGUCCAGAUACUGUUGAUGAGACAGGAGACUCCUCUGAACCUGAAACUGAUGACAGUGAUGGUUGGAAGGAGACAAAGGAACAUCAGCCAGGUUCAAGAUGUAGCGCAGGAGAAAAACCAUUGAGUUGCUCAGAGUGUGGGAAAAGAUUUAGGAAAAAGACACAUCUAAAGAUACACCUGAGGUCUCACACAGGAGAGAAACCGUUCAGCUGCUCCGUUUGCAAGAAAUGCUUUUCACAAAGUGGAAACUUACAAAAACACAUGAGAAUCCACACUGGGGAGAAACUGUUCAGCUGCUCUGAAUGCGGGAAAAGAGUUGGCUCCCAGGAAAGUCUGAAGAAACAUAUGAGAAUUCACACAGCAGAGAGGAUAUUCAAAUGUUCAGUGUGUUGUAAAAGAUUUCCUGGCAAGUGCAACUUGAAUGAACACAUGAGAAACCAUACAGAAGAAAAGAGAUUCAGCUGUAGCGUCUGUUGCCAAAGAUUCACUUGGUUUUAUCAGCUGAGGAAACAUAAGUGUGUCGGUCAUCAGUCCUCACAGCAUCAUCAAGAUCAGACUGAGGAGAACAGAGAGGCGGAACCUCCAGCCGGCAGCUCAAGUGAAGAAAUGAAAAUAGAACCAGAGAGGCCCUUUGGUCCAGAACCUGUUGGCAAGACUGGAGACUCCUCUGAACCCGAGACUGAUGACAGUGAUGAUUGGAAGGACACCACAGACGGGUUUAAACUUUAAGCACAGGGGUUCAGGCUGGGGAGACACUAUUUAGUGUGUUGCUACUAAAAAAAGUGACUUGCUUUGGUCCUCAUAGGUUCAUCAGUCCAAGGAGAACAGAGAAGUAGAACCUCCAACCAGCAUCGCAGCUGAAUAAAUGAAAGGAACAAUAACUUCUUGCAUCUAUCGAUGAUUUACACCUGGGGGAGGAUUAUUUUCAUCGUUUGUGUUUUACAAGCCACAUCAUAUUUGCGUGACAGUACACAGAAUUCCUGGCUCGGUAUGUUUUUAAUACAUUAAGGGAAUGGAACUUUUUAAAUAAUCCACAAAUGAGAGUUGUAUCAUGACUUAAAUUUAACCCGAUGUCAACAACAAAAUACUGUAGAGCAAGUGUCUCAAACCUCACAAACGUGUUGGACAAUAUGUCCGUGGACUGGUGAUGGAGAUGUAGACAGGCUUCUGUCCUCUGGUGCAGCGAGUCGUGGGCAGUUGGAUGAGCUGAAAAGACGCUUGGUGACGCUCGGGGAAAAUGUCAAGAGGGAUAAGCGCAUGUUAUUAGGACAUCAUCUGGAAAAAAGUCUUCUGUAUUUAUGUGGUGCAAUGCGGUGGUUGAGGACCACUUGGUUGCAGGUAAACUCAAAUUCCCGAAGAAAAAAACCCAAAUGAAUAUACACUCACCGGCCACUUUAUUAGGUACACCUGUCCAACUGCUCGUUAACACUUAAUUUCUAAGCAGCCAAUCACAUGGCGGCAACUCAGUGCAUUUAGGCAUGUAGACAUUGUCAAGACAAUCUCCUGCAGUUCAAACCGAGCAUCAGUAUGGGGAAGAAAGGUGAUUUGAGUGACUUUGAACGUGGCAUGAUUGUUGGUGCCAGAAGGGCUGGUCUGAGUAUUUCAGAAACUGCUAAUCUACGGGGAUUUUCACGCACAACCAUCUCUAGGGUUUACAGAAUAUGGUCCGAAAAAGAAAAAACAUCCAGUGAGCGGCAGUUCUGUGGGCGGAAAUGCCUUGUUGAUGCCAGAGGUCAGAGGAGAAUGGCCAGACUGGUUCGAGCUGAUAGAAGGGCAACAGUGACUCAAAUAACCACCCGUUACAACCAAGGUGGGCAUAAGAGCAUCUCUGAACGCACAGUACGUCCAACUUUGAGGCAGAUGGGCUACAGCAGCAGAAGACCACACCGGGUGCCACUCCUUUCAGCUAAGAACAGGAAACUGAGGCUACAAUUUGCACAAGCUCAUCGAAAUUGGACAAUAGAAGAUUGGAAAAACGUUGCCUGGUCUGAUGAGUCUCGAUUUCUGCUGCGACAUUCGGAUGGUAGGGUCAGAAUUUGGCGUCUACAACAUGAAAGCAUGGAUCCAUCCUGCCUUGUAUCAACGGUUCAGGCUGGUGGUGGUGGUGUCAUGGUGUGGGGAAUAUUUUCUUGGCGCUCUUUGGGCCCCUUGGUACCAAUUGAGCAUCGUUGCAACGCCACAGCCUACCUGAGUAUUGUUGCUGACCAUGUCCAUCCCUUUAUGACCACAAUGUACCCAACUUCUGAUGGCUACUUUCAGCAGGAUAAAGCGCCAUGUCAUAAAGCUGGAAUCAUCUCAGACUGGUUUCUUGAACAUGACAAUGAGUUCGCUGUACUCAAAUGGCCUCCACAAUCACCAGAUCUCAAUCCAAUAGAGCAUCUUUGGGAUGUGGUGGAACGGGAGAUUCGCAUCAUGGAUGUGCAGCCGACAAAUCUGCGGCAACUGUGUGAUGCCAUCAUGUCAAUAUGGACCAAACUCCCUGAGGAAUGCUUCCAGCACCUUGUUGAAUCUAUGCCACGAAGAAUUGAGGCAGUUCUGAAGGCAAAAGGGGGUCCAACCCGUUACUAGCAUGGGGUACCUAAUAAAGUGGCCGGUGAGUGUAAAUGCAAGUGAACAAUACAAUAAUAAACUGUCAAUGAAAUUAAACCGUUGUAAAAUGGAAUAUAAUAACUCAUUUAAAUAAAGUACAAUAGUUCUCUAAAAAAAUGAAUGCUAAGAAAAAAAGAAAAGCAGGGAAAAUAUCCUACUUGUGUUUAUUUUAUUUUUAAUUUCAUGCCGCACAAAAUGUCCUCCCGUGAUCACGUUAUUACCUCUGAUCGGAGGGGUUGGACUCCAGAGCUGAAAGCACAAUCUCUCAGUCUCUGAGAGUCAAAAGUUAGAAAGUCUGUGAAGACACAUAUUAUUAUUGUUAUUAUUGUUAUUGAGAAUGAAAUGUUAACUGAAAAAUCUCAAUGAAUUAUGAUACUUUCUUCUUUCACAAAACGUUGCUCUCUGUAGUUUUUUCUCCCAUUAUUCAUUGCUGAAAUCAUCUCUAUUUCUGCUUACUACUUGUUGUGGUCCUGGUUAUGAUGGGAAACUAUAAUCAAGACACUUCUCACCUGGUCUAAUAUAGAUUCAUAAAAGUUAAUGUUUUUUCGCUCUGUGAAAAACAAGUAAAUAACUAAUAAAAUAAGUUUGUUAACUGACUGGAGUUUAGUAUGACUGUUGCUAGGCUACGCAUUGUAACAGGUCCAUCAACCCUCAAAAUAAUGUCACAUAGGGUAUAUACAUGGUUAUUGUUUGUACCUCAUGGUCAUUUCUUCAAGAAAACCAAACUACAAAGUGCUAUAUGUAAGUGCUAAUAAAGUGCUAACUAGUCCAGUUCUAGAAAUAGUUAAUGCUCAAAACCAGUAGUAUUAACUUGUACUUUAUUUUGAAGGCAGUGACUUAUACAAAUGUCACACUUUGUCUAAAUCAGUCAUUUGAGAAUAUAUAGAAUCAUAAAGCUAAAAAAGACUUGUGAUUUAAACGUGAGCGCAAGUUUUAACUGCAGCUUUACUCAUCUACGCACAGACCAAUAGCAUUCGAGUUAAAACCCACGUGAUACCACUCGACCAACCGAGUCUCUGCCUUCCAGCCAGGACGAUGAUAUCGUCUCCAUACUGCGGACUAACGAGAGACGUAGCUGCAAAUUACAAAUAAAAAGACGGUAGACUUACAAUAAGUGCAUUUCACCCAUAAGAAUAUAAACUGUCACCUUCAUCCACUUGUUGUAGAUAAAACUAAAGGAGGUACCUCAGCUUUGUAGCUGGUUGAGAUGGAGCUUGUUUGAACUUCUUAAUACAACGAACCUGUACAGUAAACACACUGCGAGCCAAACAUACAAAACAAGAUGGUACACAAAUUUGUAAAUGUUAUUUUGCAGUUUUAUUGUGAAGGCUAGAGGAGCGUACCGGAAGGAGGGUUUGUGCUUCCGGGUCUCCGCGGUCUGUCUUCUUGUAGCUCAGUUAGCAUGUGCGGCUGUGUUAGCAUGUCCAAUUGCGGCUCGCGGACAUCUCAUUGGACAUUUGGACAGAACAAUACCCGGAUGUAAGAAGGAUAUCGAUGUGCUUUUAACGGCCGACAUGGAGCUGCGGAGAGAAGCAGAGGUCCAGCAGCUGUUGGUGGUUAAAGAAGAGCAGGAGUGGAGUCCCAGUGUGGACCAAAAGGACCCAGAGCCCACACACAUUAAAGAGGACCAAAAGGACCCAGAGCCCACACACAUUAAAGAGGACCAGGAGGAACCAGAACCCCACCACAUUAAAGAGGAGCAGCUUCAAGGGCUGCAGGAGGCUGAUCUCACCAAGUUCACCUUCACUUCUGUGAAGAGUGAAGAUGAAGAAGAAGCUCAGUCCUCAGAUCUUCAUCAGAGACAAACUGAACAGAUGGAGACAGAAGGUGAUGGAGAGUACUGCGGAGGACCAGAACCUGACAGGAACUCAAGUCCCGAUACUGAGACUUCAGGCUCGUCUCAAUCUGAGCCUGAAGAAGACUGGAUGGAUCCUGCAAGAAAAGCCUUCAGCUGUUCUUUCUGCGCCAAAACAUUUAAACAGAGAGGGAAUCUGAACAUACACAUGAGGACUCACAUGGGAGUGAAACCCUUCGGCUGCUCCCUGUGUAGUAAAAGGUUCACUCAGAAAGCGGGUCUGGACUACCACCUGAAAAUCCACACGGGUGAGAAACCAUUUGGCUGCUCCCUCUGUGGUAAAAACUUUCGACAUAAAGGAGCAGUAACGUCUCACAUGACGACGCACUCGGAGGUGAAACCAUUCAACUGCAGCAUCUGUAAGAACAGAUUUCGGGCCGAGUCGCAGCUCCGGGUCCACAAGUGCGUGGGUGAGCGCCCACGGUUCCUCCGAGGCCGAGCAGGCCGACGCGGCGAGCCUCUGAGCUGCUCUGAGUGUGAUGCAACGUUUCCCAACAACUACCUCCUGGUGACCCACGUGAGGAUGCACAGAGGAAAGAAGCUGUUCACCUGCAGCGUCUGCGGCCAGAAACGUCAGUUCAGCUCCCACCUGGCGAUACACAUGAGGACCCACACCGGGGAGAAACCUUUCAGAUGCUCCGUGUGCGGCAAAAGAUUUUCCCAGAGGGGAAUCAUGUCACAACACAUGGCGGUCCACUCAGGGGUGAAGCCGUUCAGCUGCGCCGUCUGUGGCAGGAGAUUCUUUUGGCAUUUUCAGAUUAAGAAACACAAAUGUCUCGGGGAGCUCUCUCGAUUCAAAGGAGGGGACUUUAUUGGAGAGGAUUGUGACGGAGAAGAGGCAGCAGGCAGCUCAGAACCCGUUAGACAUCCAGAACCAGGUACCAAUAAAGAGACAAAGCCAUCAUAUGUUGAGGACAUUGUUGACAUUGAAUUUUGGAAAGAGACCAGGAAACACCAGUCAGGGUUUACGUACCAAAGAAAUAGAAAAAUCUCAGUGGAUGAUGGAUUUAAAAGCAGCAUAAAAACAUUUAGCUGCUCUGAUGACAGGACUGAAGCUGAACUCACGACUGAUGAUGGAGGUGAUGGUGAUCAACCUCCAUCAGGUCCAAAGCCUCUAGAAAGUGAGCAGGUCUUUGCGAGAGAUCGAGGAUAUAACACUGAUAUUAAACCUUCCAGCUUGUCUGAGUGUCACCGAAGAUCUGAAGACGGUCUCACUAUGCAGACCCAUGGGAAUUCCCCUGCGGGAGAGAAACAAUUCGGAUGUUUAUUUUGCGGAAAAGCACCUGCAACGGUGGGAUAUCUGUCAAGACACAUACCUGUUCAUAUAAGAGAGAAAACGCUCAGCUGUGUAGUUCGUCAAGAGAGAUUCUCUCCGGAGCGUGAUCUUGUUGAUCACAAGUGCACCGGCGAGCCCUCACAGUUCUGCGAUGAUGCUGGGUUGACCGACGGAUACCAGAGCACCAUGGGGUUUAAUCUAGAGAACCAGCUGCAGGUUCCAAUAAGACUCCACACGGGACUGAAGCCAUUUGGUUGCUCUGUUUGUGGUAGAACGUUCGCAGAGCAUGACAGCUUGCGUUCUCACGUGAUGUGUCACUCGGCGGAGAAACCUUUCCGCUGCUCCGUGUGCAACACAGGAUGCAGUGACAGCGAGGAUUUGGUACAGCACAUGAGGAGCCACGCGAGACAAACACAGUUUAGUUGCACCGUUUGUGGAAAAGAAUUUGCAUGGAGGAGACAUCUGGAAAAACAUCUGGAAGUUCACUCGAGGGACAAAGUCUACAGCUGCAGAUAUUGUAAAGAAAGAUUCAGUUGGCAUUAUCAGCUGAAAUAUCACCAGUGCGUUGGCCAUCGGGCCUCACAGCUUCACCAGAGACAAAUUGGGGAGCACAGAGAGGCAGAACCUCCAGAAGGUGACAGAGAGGACUCUGAAGGACCACAACCAGACCAGCACUCCGACAUAGAUAAUCAUCCAGAACCAUAUGCUGGAGAAUCCUCUGAACCGGAGACUGAAGACAGUGCCGACAGUCAUUUCUGGGAAGAGAGCUGUGGACGUCUGUCGGGUUUCAAUUCUCUGAAAAAGGAUGUCCCUCAGGGCAAUGGUACGUUUAUCAACCACUACAGAAAAAGUCCCAGGGGAGGAGAUCCAUCUACUGAGGGAGGAAGUCCCGACUGGCACAAGGACCCAGAGCCCCCCCACACUAAAGAGGAACAGGAGGACCUCUGGACCAGUCAGGAGGCAGAGCAGCUUCAAGGGCUGGAAGAGGCUGACAUAAAGAUCUCAUUUACUGUGAAGAGUGAAGGUGAUGAAGAAGAAGCUCAGUCCUCACAGCUUAAUCAGAGACAAACUCAACAGAUGGAGACAGAAGGUGAUGGAGAGGACUGUGGAGGACCAGAACCUGACAGGAACUCCCAUCCAGAACCAGCUACUGAUGAUAGUGUUGAUAGUGAUUUUUGGAAGGAGACCAGAGAACCUCAGUCGGGCUUAUACUCUCUGAAACGUACUGAAAUCUCUGACACAAUUCUGGGAUGUCACACUCUCAGCAAAGAUGUCGGAGCACCAGAGAGAGACCACAGUGUUGACAGUGAUUUCUGGAAAGACAACCGGAUGUCGGCCCUCAACUCCCUGAACAGUUCUAGAGUUCUAGAAAGUGAAACCAGGUUCACUGUCACAAAACCCUACACUUGCUCUGAGUGUGGGAAAAGAUUCCACCACAACUACAACCUGAGGAACCACAUGAUGCACCACACGGGAGAAAAGGCCUUCUUUUGCUCCAUGUGCGGCUUAAAGUGUCUCUACAAGUCCCACCUAGAGAUCCACAUGAGGACGCACACCAGGGAGAAACCAUUCCCUUGUUCUGUGUGCGGGAAGAGGUAUGCGCACAAGGCCAGCAUGCAGUCCCACAUGGCCGUUCACACCGUGGAGAAGCAGUAUGUCUGCGGCGCCUGCGGCCGAGGCUUCGCCUGGUACACAGAGCUGAAGUACCACCAGUGUGCCGGCGAGUCGCCGCCAGGGAGCGCCGGUCAGGAGCACAUCGAGUGACCAGGCUUAGUUUUUACAAUGCCAGAAAAAAUCAGUUGGCAGUAAAGGAUCUGAUGAAGAAGCGACAGAUCCUUCGAGGAACUGGUUGAAAUGUUUUUUUUUGAUUUAGAGACUAUUCUGUCAAUAAUCUUUCAAUCAAAUCACUCAUUGAUUUCACUAAUUGACACUGCUGGUUUUUGCGGUUUAUUUAAAAGAAAAGGAUUUAGGUUGAGAAAGUUGAACCUAAAUUACCAUAUCACUGUAAUGUGUGACCAUUUCUUUAGAUGACAAUAAACUCAACUUUUGAACUCUGGUGGCGAACUUCCUGUGAGUCUUGGACCAUCGUCCCACCCCAUUGGUUAGAUGGUCUUUGAAUAACCACACUGUAAAAAAAAAUCACCGUAAUACUACAGGAAUAAUCUAUAAAAUAACCCAGUACGGGCAGAACAUGCAGACUCCACACAGGAAGGCCACUGGGUGGAGAUGAACCCAGGACCUUCUUGCUGUGACAGUGCUGAUCACCACACCACCGUGCGGUCCUCGUGUUAUUUUACCUUAAUUUUUGUUUGGCAGCCGCCCAUUCUGAACUGAAUAAAAGGUUCACCGCAGCAGGAACAGGUUUUAGAAGCUGCCGAAUGUUUAAUAGUGAUGGAGCCCUUCCGACGAACUGCCUACUCCGCCAUUCUCUAAACGUCCCCAUCCCCUGCUUUAUGGUCUAUUGGAGACCUGUCAAUCAGUGUGUAGCCCCGCCCUUUGACCCGAAGCUUUUUGAGAACCUGAUAAUAAAGAUGAAAGUUAAAAACAAGUUCAAAUGAAGAUGGUAUUUUUGCAAGGAAAUACACACUCCUGAGGUGGUUGCUAUGGAGACGUAAGAGCACUCUGAUAAGCUGAUCCUCAACUGUCAUAUGAGAUUUCUUACUACACAUCGUGUAGUUUUAUUCAUGGUUGAUUUUAUAUAUAUAUAAAUUAGGGCCGGGACUUUAGCGCGUUAAUUACGAUUAAUUAAUUACAAUGUGAAUUAAGAUUAAUUAAUUACAAAAAAAAUAACACAUUAAACAUUUUUUACGCAUUUUUACACUUUUUUUUGCACCGCGGAACGUUUCUCACUGGAUGAGUUUCGGGGGGACCGAUUAUACUGGAGCACCAACUAGCGUCCAUGACUUCAGACAACAACAAACCACAGUGAACAUGAACGAAGAAGCUGACGAGACCGUGUCGGGUGGCCCCGUGAAUGGGAAAUCUUCUUAUAAUAAACACACGGAUGGAAGCGUCGAUAAGAGCGUGGUUGUGUGCAAGCUGUGCAACAAGGAAUUCACAUCGAGCCUCAAGUAUCACCUCAACGCAACACAAUUAGCAGCUAGCGUGGACGUACAAGGACCCACACCCAACCCACACUGCACCAGAUGACUGGUUUAAGGACCAGGGUAACUAAGUCCACGUCUGAAAAAAUAACCAAUGUUCUGAAUGUACUUGAAAGUAUUGGUCUACUUAAAAAAAACCUAGUUUACAGAAGGUCUACUUACCUAUAGGCUACCUGAAUAUCUGAAAAUACUAUAUUUCUAAAUAUGCUAUUUCUACACUGGAAUUGGUUCAACAAAAAUAAAAAUCCAUGUGAAAAAAAUUACUUCUCACUGUUCUCAGGUCAAAUAUGUAUGCAAUUAAAAUGCGAUUAAUUUCGAUUAAUUAAUUACAAAGCCUCUAAUUAGAUUCAUAUUUUUAAUCGAGUCCCGGCCCUAAUAUAAAUAUAUACAGCUUUAUAUAGUAUAAUACAACAUUACUUUUGUCAGGGUAUCUGAUGUGAGAAAGUAAAUCUAGCAGCAGUUUCUGACAAUGUUCACAUGAGAGCCACACACACACACACACACACACACACACACACACACCCGGUGUGACCGCUGCAGACUCUCACAUCGUCCCAAGAUGCGUUCAGGAACACUAAACGUCCCAGCUGACACAGUAAAAUAUAGAAAUCAUGAGAACACCACAAAUUUCCCGUGCCCUUGAGCGAGGCAGCGACCCCCUGGAGGACGCCACAGACCAGCUGGGAGAUGCAUGAUGGGAAAGAGUUUGUUUAAAUCUAGUUUGAGAUUCAAAGAUCAAACCUGAGGCCAUGAGUUCAGGGCAGGACCUUCAUUAGUACGAUUGUAGCUGAAGCUGAUUUAAGAAUCCAUUUCUUCUCCAUAUUCUUAAAUUGUCUUAAUAAUAAUAAAGAUAUGAAAUAGUCUUUUUGUCUGCAUUAUCUUCUUCUUGUCUCCAUUGUUUGAGGCGGACAGGAAGUGCUCCGUCAGCCUCCAGAUGGUCCUGUGUGCUUUUCACAGGACACACAAACAGAGAUCAUGUGUGUGCGUGUCUGUGGUUUUUAGCGACUGAAUCUGCAGGAUUUUAAACUGAUGAUCGUCUUUAAUCUUCAUCAUUUAUCUGAUUAACUCUUUUCUGUUGAACACCGUUUCCCACGAUGCAUUGCAUGGCUGCAUUGAACCCUGUAGUCUUUUAAGAAGCACCUUAAUCCUCAUGAGUCACUCACUUCCUUCUCUCAUGCUUCUCCCUCCCUGAUAGAAUAAAUACUGUUAAUCUGCUUCCAAUGUUAUUGUGCAACAGGCAUUUUCCUCAUUUUUGUUUCUUCUGAUGAAGCUAGGCUUCCAGUGUUUGUGCUAAGCUAAGCUAGUUAGUGCCUGUUUUCCUACAUCUGCUGCUCUUAUUUUAAUAUCCAGAGAGGAGACAGACGGUUCAGGCUGUAAUCCGGUGUCAAAGAUGGAUUAGAUCAGAUUAAAGAUCCAGAGGUUUGUUCACUCCCUGCUGAACGUCUGGAUCCAAACAGACUUCAGAUCUGCUCUGGACGAAGGCGUGUGGGAGUUUUGGCUUCGGGUCAAGACGAUUACACUGAACAGGACUGUAAUCAUCACAGAUUUGGAUUUUUUUCUCUCUGUCAGCAGUGAUUUUCAGAUUAAAGGUUUUAGUUUGUGGUGGGAGGACGAUAUUAAAACAUCUGCUCUCACAUGAAACCAGAAGAUGUGACUCCAGUUCAGCUUUGUCUGUUGGGACGUUUAUUGCUGCAGGAUUGUGUGAACGGAAAAGGGAAAAGGUAUCGAGUUAAAGACAAUACGGGCCGAUGACGACCGACUUCCUCCCCUCACACCACACGUCCUGCUGCUGUGUGCCACUGACAGGCGGCAUGCUGGGACCUCAUUCACAAUGCUAAUGCUAUUCACGGGGAUGCUAAUGCCCGGUGAGGGGAAGUCCAGCUGAGAGGGGGCAGGGAGGCUUUCUAAAGUAGAUCCUACAAGCACCACGUUUUGUCUUAUCGGCGUAUUAUCAGCGAUUAAAAGUACUGGAAAAUACUAUAUACAUCAUAUACAUUUGUUUUUAUCUUUUACAUGGGUUCAUCCGACCUGAAGCAGUUUAGUAUUAACGCUACCUGAAUGUUCAUGAAUGUCAGAGGUGACACACUGGACUUUACCUGUAGAUUACAGUAUAUACUUAAAAUUACACAUUAUAUUACAAUAUUCAACCCUAUGUAAUAUAGUUCAUGGGAUAUUUCCAAUAAGCUGAACCUAGUGUUGGGAUCCAUCAAAGAGAACUGGUCAUAACCGGCUCGUCCAAGGCGGUAAUUAUUCUGCCGUAUUAUCCUGUUUUACCCUUUAAGACCCACCACAGCAAGUGUUUACUGUACAUGGUCCUAUCAGCACGCCGUCAUUUCCCACGUUGGCACAGGCUAAAAAAAAUAACACAUUCAUACACAGACCCUACAUCUCACACUAGAGUGUCGUCCUACUGGGUCUCUCUCUACGUCUACAUAUUUGGCCCCUGCUGACAUCACUGAUGACAUCACUGCAAGGUGCGUUUCCCUGACAUGCCAAAAGGAGAACAAACAAUAAGUGUUUUCCUUCCAGCAGGAACCAAAGAGGCUCUGACUUCUCCCUGUGAAGACAAUGACAGACCUCAGCAGGGGAGGCUAAAACAAGGGUUCGAUUUUCUCCAAGACAUCAUUUUCAGAUCAGAUUACAAAGAAAACAAAUGUUUUAUUGUCGAUCUUUAACCUGUGAUUUGUCUGCUCGGUUUUGAUUGGUCAGGUGAGAAUGUUAGUUCCAACGGUCAGAGACUUUCAAUGUAGUGACCAU
Molecule: messenger RNA, 13207 nt
Organism: Pungitius pungitius (ninespine stickleback)
Lineage: Eukaryota; Metazoa; Chordata; Actinopteri; Perciformes; Gasterosteidae
Product: zinc finger protein 27-like
Exons: 3
Coding region: 5517-9110 (1197 amino acids)
Source: RefSeq, a predicted model, not a curated record